Messenger RNA from Sarcophilus harrisii (Tasmanian devil), 8684 nucleotides. RefSeq names its product mucin 2, oligomeric mucus/gel-forming (gene MUC2). NCBI's taxonomy places the organism in Eukaryota, Metazoa, Chordata, Mammalia, Dasyuromorphia, Dasyuridae. The transcript has 50 exons. Gene Ontology annotation, cellular component: extracellular matrix. Bases 87 to 8564 code for a protein of 2825 amino acids. The record is from RefSeq and is a predicted model, not a curated record. Gene Ontology annotation, molecular function: protein binding.
UGACACCUGGCCGACCAGCAGCCUGCAUAUAAAGCCCCUGCCCCUCCACAAGCCCGUCCUCCAACAAGCCCGUCCAGUGAGCCGCCAUGGGGCUGAGCCUUGCCAGUCUCCUGGCAGUCUGGCUGGCUCUGAGCUCAGUGGGGACAGCGGACCUUCAGAAAGGCAGGAGCCUCAACCACGGCCAUGACGUCUGCAGCACUUGGGGCAACAAUCACUACAAGACCUUCGACGGGGCCGUCUAUCAGUUCCCCGGCCUCUGUGACUACAACUUCGCCUCCGACUGCCGCGACACGUACAAGGAGUUUGCCGUCCACGUGCAGCGGGGCCUGAGCCGGGCCGGCCACCCCCAGAUCACCUACAUCCUGGUCACAAUCAAGGAUGUUACCAUCUACCUCACCCAUCAGCUGGUGGUCGUGAAUGGGGCCAUAGUCCGGGUGCCCUACUACAGCUCUGGGCUCCUCAUCGAGAAGAACGACGUCUACACCAAGAUUUACGCCCGAACGGGCUUUGCCCUCAUGUGGAACCUCCAGGAUUCCCUCAUGCUGGAGCUGGAUGGCAAGUUCCGCAAUCACACCUGUGGGCUGUGCGGGGACUACAAUGGCCAGCGGACGUACUCUGAGUUCAGCGACCAGGGAAUUACUUUCAGCCCCAUUGAAUUUGGGAACAUGCAGAAGAUUAACAAGCCAGAUGUUGUGUGUGAGGACCCAGAAGAGAAGGCCCCCAAAUCCUGCUCGGAACAUCGAGCCCGGUGUGAGGAGAUCCUGACGUCAGCGGCCUUUGAGGACUGCCAGGCUAAGGUGCCGGUGGAGAUGUACAUCCAGGCCUGCAUGCAGGACCUGUGUCAGUGUGAGAAGGACUCCUCCUUCUGCCUCUGCAGCACCAUCUCAGAGUUUUCCCGUCAGUGCUCACACGCCGGAGGCCGGCCUCACUCCUGGAGGACUGAUGCAUUCUGCCCUAAGACCUGUCCUGGUAACAUGGUCUACCUGGAGAGUGGCUCCCCCUGCAUGGACACCUGCUCCCACCUGGAGGUUAGCAACCUCUGUGAAGAGCACUACAUGGAUGGCUGCUUCUGUCCUGAAGGCACUGUGUAUGAUGACAUCACGGGCAAAGGCUGUAUCCAGGUGAGCCAGUGCAGCUGCAAACUACACGGACAUCUCUAUGCUCCCGGGAAGCAGAUCACUGGCAACUGUGAAGAAUGUGUCUGUAAUGCUGGUCGGUGGGUGUGCAAAGACCUGCCCUGUCCUGGCAUGUGUGCCUUGGAAGGAGGAUCCCACAUCACCACUUUUGAUGGGAAGAAAUAUACCUUUCAUGGAGACUGCUACUACAUUCUGGCCAAGGGUGACAGCAAUGACUCCUAUGCUCUCCUGGGAGAGCUGGCCCCUUGUGGCUCCACAGAGAAGCAGACCUGCUUGAAGACGGUUGUGCUGCUGACUGACAAGAAGAAAAAUAUUGUGGCAUUCAAGUCUGAUGGUAGCGUGCUGCUGAAUGAGUUGGAAGUGCACCUGCCACACGUGACUGCGAGCUUCUCCAUCUUCCAGCCUUCCUCCUAUCACCUCAUCGUGCACACAGCCUAUGGCCUCAAGCUGCAGAUCCAGCUGGUGCCCGUCAUGCAGCUGUUCAUGACCAUGGACCAGGCUUUCCAGGGCAAAGUUCAAGGUCUCUGUGGAAACUUCAACGGAAUGGAAAGCGAUGACUUCAAGACAGCGGGAGGUCUCAUCGAGGCCACUGGCUCUGGCUUUGCUAACACCUGGAAGGCCCAGUCCAGCUGCCACGACAAACUCGACUGGCUCGAUGACCCUUGCUCUCUCAGCAUUGAAAACGCCAAUUAUGCGGAGCACUGGUGCUCGCUGCUGAAGAAGACAGAAACUCCCUUUGCCAAGUGUCACUCAGUCGUGGAUCCCGUGGAAUAUUACAAGAGAUGCAAGUAUGACACCUGCAACUGUCAGAACAACGAGGACUGCAUGUGUGCUGCUCUCUCCUCCUAUGCCAGAGCCUGCUCUGCCAAAGGGGUCAUGCUGUGGGGCUGGCGGGAGCGAGUCUGUAACAAGGACAUCACGUCCUGCCCCAACUCGCAGAUUUUCCUGUACAACCUGACCACCUGCCAGCAGACCUGCCGCUCGCUCUCGGAGGCUGACAAGCACUGUCUCAGGGGCUUCGCCCCCGUGGAUGGCUGUGGCUGUCCCGACCACACCUACAUGGACGAGAAGGGGCGCUGUGUGCCCCUGUCGAAAUGCUCCUGCUACCACCGAGGCUUGUAUCUGGAAGCGGGGGAAGUGGUCCUGAAGCAGGAUGAGCGCUGUGUUUGUCGCAACGGGAGGCUGCACUGCAUUCAAGUGAAGCUUAUUGGUCAGAGCUGUGUUGCCCCCAAGAUCCACGUAGACUGUGACAACCUGACGGCCUUGACCACCCAGAAACCCCACCCCAUCAGCUGCCAGAGCCUGGCCAGUGGCUACUACCAGACUGAAUGUGUCAGCGGCUGCGUGUGCCCCUCUGGGCUGAUAGACGAUGGCCAGGGUGGCUGCGUCACGGAGGAGGAGUGCCCGUGUGUCCACAACAAAGAACUCUAUUCACCUGGACAGAAGAUCACUGUGGACUGUAACACAUGCACGUGCCGCCGAGGGAGCUGGGCGUGCACUAAGUCCAAGUGCCACGGCUCGUGCUCAAUCUACGGGAGCGGCCAUUACAUCACCUUUGAUGGGAAGUACUAUGACUUCGAUGGACACUGCUCCUACGUGGCAGCCCAGGAUUACUGUGGCCAGAAAAACUCUCAGGGGUCCUUCAGCAUCAUCACGGAAAACGUGCCCUGCGGGACCACGGGGGUGACCUGCUCCAAAGCCAUCAAGAUCUUCCUGGGAAGAACAGAGCUCAAGCUGGAGGAGAAGCACCGCUGGGUGAUUCACCGUGACGUGGGCGAGCACAUCUCCUACACCACGCGGGAGGUGGGCCAGUACCUGGUCAUCGAGGCCAGCAAUGGCAUCAUCGUCAUCUGGGACAAGAGGACGACCAUCUUCAUCAAGCUUGCGCCGACCUUCAAGGGCACCGUGUGCGGUCUGUGCGGCAACUUCGAUGACCGCUCCAGCAAUGACUUCACCACGAGGGAUCACAUGAUUGUCACCAGCCCUCUGGACUUUGGGAACAGCUGGAAGGAAGCCCACACCUGCCCAGAUGUGGACAAGACCUAUGAACCAUGUGCCGUGAACCCCCACCGCCAGUCCUGGGCAGAGAAGCAGUGCAGCAUUCUGAAGAGCCAAGUGUUCAGCGUCUGCCACAGCAAGGUGGACCCCACUCCUUUCUACGACGCCUGUGUCCAUGACUCCUGCUCCUGUGACACGGGAGGGGACUGUGAAUGCUUCUGCUCGGCCGUGGCCUCCUACGCCCAGGAGUGCACCAAGGAGGGGGCUUGUGUCUUUUGGAGGACGCCCGACCUGUGCCCGAUAUUCUGUGAUUACUACAACCCUCCCGACGAGUGUGAAUGGCACUACGAACCCUGCGGGAACCGGAGCUUUGAGACCUGCCGCACCAUCAACAACAUCCAUUCCAACAUCUCCGUGUCCUACCUGGAAGGCUGCUAUCCCAGGUGCCCCCCAGAAAAGCCCAUCUUUGAUGAAGACAAGAAGAAGUGUGUGCCAGCUGACCAGUGCGGCUGCUACGUGAAUGAUGACCGCUACGAAGUCGGGGAGAAGAUCCCCACAGAUGACGUUUGCCUGUCUUGUAUUUGUGAAUCAUCUUCCAACAUCACCUGUAAGGAGGAGAUAGGCCUGGUAAUUAACCAGACUCAGAAUGGGUCCUUCUGCAUCUGGGAGCUGUGUGGUCCCAAUGGCACCGUGACCCAAUAUUUCAACAUCUGUGUUACGAGCACAACUCCCAUAACCACAGUGAUCAUGUCAACGACCUCUCUGACGACCAGCUCUCCCACCACCACUCUGCCCACCACCACCAGCACCAGCACAGUUUCCACCCCAACUACUCCUCCAGAAAUAUGCUGUUUUUGGUCUGAUUGGAUUAAUGAGGACAAUCCCACUACUGGCACUAAUGGUGGUGACUGGGAAAGAUUUGAUGGGGUGUGUAGUGCCCCUGAAAACAUCGAGUGCAGGUCAGCUGAGGAGCCCCAUCUCAGCUGGGAUCAGCUUGGCCAGAACGUGCUGUGUGAUACAUCUUCCGGACUCAUCUGCAGAAAUGAAGACCAGUUUGGAAAUGGACCAUUUGGCCUCUGUUAUGACUAUGAAAUCCGGGUCAAUUGCUGUCUACCCAUGGACCAAUGCCCACCAAGCACCACGACACCAUCAAGUCCAACAACGACAGUGACAACCACCACUCCAACCACCACAACCACCACCGAGACUCCCACCACCACCACCGAGGUCCCCACUACCACCGAGACUCCCACCACCACCGAGGUCCCCACCACCACCGAGACUCCCACCACCACCGAGGUCCCCACCACCACCGAGACCACCAUCACCACCACUGAGGUCCCCACUACCACCACUGAGACUCCCACUCCAACAAUUAUAAUCACCUCCACCACCAAGGUCCCCACCACCACCGAGGUCCCCACCACUACUGAGGUCCCCACCACCACCACUGAGGCCCCACCCACUCCAACCACGACCACCAUCACAGAGACUCCAACCCCUACACCCUGUGAGCCUGUCUGUAACUGGACUGAUUGGAUUGAUUCGGGAAAGCCAGACUUCAACAAACCAGGUGGUGACUUUGAACCAGUUAAAGAUAUUUGCCAGGAUGAAGGCUGGGUAACCAACGUCACAUGCAGAGCCAGCAUGUAUCCAGACAAGACACUGGAAGAACUGGGACAAGUUGUAGUGUGUGAUGUUUCAGAGGGAUUGGUGUGUAAAAAUGAAGAUCAGAAACCAGGAGGAACGAUCCCUAUGCCUUUCUGUCUCAAUUACGAAAUCAAGGUUUAUUGCUGUAAGCCUCCGGUCCACUGUAUCACAACAGUGUCCACAACUGGCACAACAACCACCCCAGAGACACCCACGCCCACGAUCGUCACCAGCACCAUAGAGACUGCAACUCCACCAUUUUCUACCAUUACCCCCCCAGAGACUCCACCACCUUCUACCACCACCACCACCACCACUGAGACUCCAACACCAACACCUUCACCAACUACCACAACAACCGAAACUCCAAUACCUACACCUACAACUACCACCACUGAGACCCCAACACCUACACCUACAACCACCACCACAGAGACUCCUACUCCAACACCUUUACCCACUACCACUUCUCCAGAGACUCCACCACCCUCUACCAGCACCACCACUGAGAUUCCAACACCAACACCUUCACCAACUACCACAACAACCGAAACUCCAACAUCUACACCUACAACCACUACCACUGAAACACCAACACCUACACCUACCACCCCAGAGAUCCCACCCCUAGACCCCAACACCCUCCUCCCCACCACCACCACCACCACCACCACCCCUGAGACCCCUCCACCCUCCACAACUACCACCCCUCCUCCAGAGACCUCACCACCCUCCUCCCCCACCACCACCACCACCACCACCACCCCUGAGACCCCUCCACCCGCCACAACUACCACCCCUCCUCCAGAGACCCCAACACCCUCCUCCCCCACCACCACCACCACCACCCCCCCUGAGACCCCUCCACCCUCCUUUCCACCCCUCCUCCAGGGCACAAGUCCCAGCACUCCAGUGGUAGCAGAGCCCACCACGACCACAAGUGAGACCCCAUCUCCUUCUACUUCCACUGCCACGCCCACCUCUCCCAAGAUCACGACACCCACCCGGCCUGUCCCCAGCACUCCCAGCGUGAGCGUCCCCAUCACAGUUCGCACCACCCCCACCCCCACCCCCACCAUUGGGCUCUCCACCAACUCCACCUCGAGCCCACUCACAUCUCCCACCUGGAGCAUCAGUACCGGCACCAGCAUGUCAACGGCCACCCAGAUAACCUGCUGUAUCUUGAAUGACACCUAUUAUGGACCAGGUGACGUAGUGUACAAUGGCACACAUGGAGACUACUGCUAUUUUGUCAACUGCUCCCUGGACUGCAAGUUUGAAAUCUUCAACUGGUCCUGCCCUUCAACACCCCAGCCCACACAGAGCCCCACGCCAACCCGCCCAACAACCCCAUCGAAGCCGACAACACCGAAGCCGCCAAUACCGGAACCGACAACACCGAAGCCGCCAAUACCAGAACCGACAACCCCGAAGCCACCAAUACCGGAACUGACAACACCCUCUUCGGGCUGUCCCGACUUUGUGCCACCACGGCAGGAGAACGAGACCUGGUGGCUGUGUAACUGCACCAUGGCCGUGUGCAAGCAUGACAACACAGUGGAGAUUUUUGAGAAGGUGUGCGACCCACCCCCCAAGCCGGUGUGCAGCAACGGCCUCAACCCCGUGUGGGUCCUGGACCCCGAUGGCUGCUGUGGCCACUGGGAGUGUGACUGUUACUGUACCGGCUGGGGAGACCCCCACUACACCACCUUUGACGGGCUGUACUACAGCUACCAGGGAAACUGCACCUAUGUGCUUGUGGAAGAGAUCUCUCCCACCGUGGACAAUUUUGGCAUUUACAUCGACAACUACCACUGUGACGUCAAUGACAAGGUGUCCUGCCCACGCACCCUCAUCGUGAGGCACGAGACCCAGGAGGUUCUCAUCAAGACCAUCAACAUGGCCCCCAUGAAGGUCCAGGUGCUGGUGAACAAGCAGGCCGUAGCACUGCCUUAUCGGAAGUACGGCCUCGAGGUCUAUGAGGCCGGCAUUAAUUACGUGGUGGAAAUCCGGGAGCUCGGCGUCCUGGUGUCCUACAACGGCCUUUCCUUUUCCAUCAAGAUGCCUUACAACAAAUUUGGCAACAACACCAAAGGCCAGUGUGGCACCUGUACCAACACCACAGCCGAUGACUGCAUGCUGCCCAGUGGAGAGGUCAUCUCCAACUGCGAGAUCAUGGCCGACGAGUGGGUGGUCAAUGACCCCUCGAAACCGCACUGCCCCCACUCCAGCUUCACGACCAAAGCUCCCUCCGUUACCAAGCCCGGUGUGGCGACCCCUCCCCCAGGCUGUAACCCCUCGCCUCUCUGCGAGCUCAUCAAGGGCAGCCUGUUUGCUGAGUGUCACCAAUAUGCCCCACCCCAGCACUACUACGAUGCCUGCAUCUUUGACAGCUGCUUCGUGCCUGACUCUGGCAUGGAGUGUGCCAGCCUGCAGACCUACGCAGCCCUCUGCGCGCAUGAGGGCAUCUGCGUUAACUGGCGAGAGCACACCCACGGGAUCUGCGAGGUGACAUGUCCAGCCCACCGGGAGUACAAGGCUUGUGGGCCUGCCAAGGAGCCAACCUGCCAGUCCAGCCCGGAUGAGCCCUUGGACAACCGGACCAUGGAAGGCUGCUUCUGUCCUGAGGGCACCAUCAACUUUGCCCCCGGCGUCGACGUCUGUGUGCAGACCUGUGGCUGCGUGGGACCGGACAACGUGCCCAGAGAGUUUGGGGAGCGCUUCGAGUUUGACUGCAAGAACUGUAUCUGCCUGGAGGGAGGCAGUGGCAUUGUGUGCGAGGAGAAACUUUGUGCCCAGACGAAGCCUCAGGAGUGCCCAGAGGAGGGCACAUACCUGGUCACUGAGGUGGACCCCAGUGACACCUGCUGCAAUCGGACCUACUGCAAGUGCAACACGAGCCUGUGCGGAACCAAGCUGCCCGUGUGUGAGCUGGGAUUCGAGUUAAAGACCCAGAUCGUCCCUGGCAAGUGCUGCCCCGUCCACACCUGCGAGGCCAAGGGCGUUUGUGUCCUGGAUGGAGCUGAAUACAAGCCUGGAUCCCCAGUGCACUCCGAUAAAUGCCAGGAGUGUGUUUGCACGGAGAGGGUCAAUUCCUCCACUCAGCUGAACAUCAUUUCCUGCAACCACGUGCCCUGCAACAUCUCCUGCAAGCCUGGCUUUGAACUUGUGAAGGUGCCAGGCCAGUGCUGUCCCAAGUGCGAGCAGACCCACUGUGUGAUGCACCAGACCGGCAGCCUCAUGCUUCUCAAGCCUGGCGAGAUGAAGAAGGACCCCCAGAACAACUGCACCAUCUACAGCUGCAUGAAGCUCCAGGACCAGCUCAUCUCGUCUGUCUCCGAGAUCACUUGUCCUGACCUGGACUUGGGCUCCUGCCAGCCUGGCACAAUUAAGCUGAUGGACAACGGCUGUUGUAAGACAUGCACGUACCGCAACGAGACCAGGGUGCCCUGCUCCACUGUGCCCAGCCGGGAGGUGAUUUCCGUGGGGAAAUGCAGGAAGGAGAUGCUGAUCAAUCACUGCGCCGGAGCCUGUGGAACGUUUGCCAGGUACUCUGAAGAGGCGCAGAGCAUGGACCACCGCUGCUCCUGCUGCAAGGAAGUGAGGACCAGCAGGAGGGUGGUGGACCUGGACUGUGUGGGAGGGGGCACACUGGCCCACGAGUUCACCUACAUCGAGAGCUGCGAGUGCCAGGACACCGUCUGCGACAUCCCCCUGACAAGGGGCAGGAAGGGCCCCCAGAGCCGCUCGCGCCGGGCCCUGCCGCGGCCCAGGAGCUGAGCGCUGCCCGCCCCGAGCCCUCGGGCUCUCUCGGCUGUCCCCUCCACUGCUCACAAGAGAUAUUUAUUUUCUGUGGAGACUGAUCUUGUCCAGCUCUUUUUACUCUUGAAUAAUAAAAUU